Myripristis murdjan (pinecone soldierfish) is the source of this 5077-nucleotide messenger RNA. It is a transcript of the gene ankrd52b, whose product is annotated as ankyrin repeat domain 52b. The record is from RefSeq and is a predicted model, not a curated record. Lineage: Eukaryota; Metazoa; Chordata; Actinopteri; Holocentriformes; Holocentridae. The transcript is spliced from 28 exons. Bases 112 to 3318 code for a protein of 1068 amino acids. Gene Ontology annotation, molecular function: protein binding.
GGUCUGGCUGCUAACCGCUAACCGUCACUAGCUGCUGCAGAGAUUGUCAUGUAGCUACCUUAACACUCACUCAUUUACCAAUGAAGGAGCUUCCAAACUGAGAUUGGGGAGAUGGGAUUACGAAAUAUCACUGACGAGUCUCCAUUGGUCCAGGCUAUAUUCAGCCGAAAUGCUGAGGAAGUCACAUUGUUGCUGUGUCAUAAGGAAAAUGUCGAUUCACUGGACCAAGAACAAAGCAGCCCCCUGCAUGCAGCUGCUUAUUUGGGUGAUAUCGUCAUUAUGGACCUUCUUAUCACUUCAGGUGCAAGUGUCAAUGCUAAGGACCAAGGUUGGCUGACUCCUCUGCACAGAGCAGCUGCCUCACGAAAUGAAAAAGCUGUAGGGCUGCUUCUGAAGCGAGGAGCAGAGGUCAACUCGCAGGACAAAUUGUGGCAUACACCGUUACACGUGGCAGCCGCAAACUGGGCCACGCGCUGCGCAGAGGCCAUGAUAUCACACAUGUGCAGUGUGAAUAUCGCUGAUAGGUCAGGAAGGACAGCCCUGCAUCAUGCAGCACACAGGGGCCAUGGAGAGAUGGUGAAUUUGCUUCUGAACAAAGGGGCCAAUGUGAGUGCCACUGAUAAGGAGGAAAGGCAGCCAAUUCACUGGGCUGCAUACCUUGGACAUGUGGAGGUUGUGAAGCUGCUGGUGUCUCACAGGGCUGAUGCGAUGUGCAAGGACAAACAUGGAUACACUCCACUCCAUGCUGCAGCUGCCAGCGGCCAGUUAGACGUGGUCAAAUAUCUGUUGAGACUGGGGGUGGAGAUUGAUGAGGCCAACGCCUUUGGGAACACGGCGCUCCACAUGGCCUGCCACACAGGGCAGGAGGCUGUGGCCGGGGAGCUGGUGAACUGCGGUGCCAAUGUCAGCCAGCCCAACCACCAUGGCUACACGCCACUGCAUCUGGCUACUGUCUCCUCCAAUGGGGCGCUCUGCCUGGAGCUGCUAAUCAACAACGGUGCUGAUGUCAAUGUGCAGAGUAAAGAAGGGAAGAGCCCUCUGCAUAUGGCUGCUAUUCACGGGCGUUUUACACGAUCCCAGAUCCUUAUCCAAAAUGGUGGCGAGAUUAACUGUGUUGAUGUGUACGGUAACACUCCUCUUCAUGUUGCUGCUAGGUAUGGUCACGAGCUAUUGAUCAGCACCUUGAUGACAAAUGGUGCUGACACAUCCAGGCAAGGGAUUCAUGGGAUGCUUCCACUACAUUUGGCUGUGCUCUACGGCUUCUCAGACUGUUGUCGCAAGUUGCUAUCCUCAGGUCAGCUGUACAACAUGGUGCCGUCUCUGACCGGCAGCAGCUCACUGCCAGCUGGGUUUGAUAUAAACACCCCAGAUAACCUAGGGCGGACCUGCCUGCAUGCUGCUGCCUCUGGAGGAAAUGUUGACUGUCUCAACUCCCUGUUAAAUAGUGGCGCUGACUUGAGUAUAAAGGAUAAUUUGGGAAGGGGUCCUCUGCACUACGCUGCAGCCAAUGGGAACAGCCAGUGCACCAUUGCCCUGGUGAGAGCUGGAGCUGAGGUCAAUGAGCUCGACCUGACAGGCUGCAGCCCUCUGCACUAUGCAGCUGCUUCACACACCUUCCGUGGAGCGGACAGACAUGACUCUGACACCAACUGCAGUGAGGAGAAGGAAGAGGAGGCCUUUUUAUGUUUAGAGUAUCUGCUCGACAAUGGGUCAAAUCCAACUCUGAAGAAUGGCAAGGGGUACAGUGCUGUCCACUAUGCAGCAGCUUAUGGGAACAAGCAGCACCUUGAAUUGCUCCUGGAGAUAUCUUUUAACUGCCUCGGAGAAGUUGAAAGUAAUGUUCCAGUCAGUCCAUUGCACUUAGCUGCGUACAAUGGUCACUGUGAGGCGCUGCGUUUACUGUCUGAGACAUUAGUGAGUUUGGACGUGCGUGACAUUGAGGGCCGCACUGCCCUGCACCUCGCGGCCCAGAGGGGCUUCACCCAGUGUGUGGAGGUGCUGCUCAAACACCAAGCCUCUUGCACACUCAAGGACUACAAACAUAAAUGGACUCCUCUCCACACUGCAGCUGCUGAAGGCCAGAUGGACUGCCUGCUCAUUCUGGUGAAUAGGAAGGAGAUGGCAGACAUCAUCGACAGCACAGAUGACCAGGGACAGACGGCUCUUAUGUUGGCGGCUCUGGGCAGUCACACAGAUUGUGUCCACAUCCUGUUGGAGAAAGGAGCUCAGGCGGAUGCCGCUGACAGGAAGGGUCGCACUGCCUUACACAGAGCAGCCAUGGUGGGUAGUGAAGACUGCAUAUGUGCUCUCUUAGAACAUGGGGCUUCAGCUUUAUGCAGGGAUUCUCAGGGAAGGACCCCAAUGCACCUUGCAGCGUCUUGCGGCCACACAGAGCUCCUCCGCAGUUUGCUAAACGCCGCCACGCAAGCCGAUUCCCUGGACUCCAUGCUGGACUACAGUGGCUACACACCCACACACUGGGCUGCAUACCAUGGGCAUGAGCGCUGUUUAGACAUUUUACUUGAAAAGAAGCUAUUCAGUGUCCAGGAAGGUAAUCCCUUCACCCCAUUGCACUGUGCUUUGAUUAAUGGCCAUGAUGGUGCUGCUGAACUUUUAGGAAAGACUGUUGGGACUCAAAUGGUUAACAUUAGAGAUACCAAAGGAAGGACCCCGCUGCAUGCAGCUGCUUAUUCUGAAAAUGUGGCUGGGCUCCAGCUCGUCCUGGCUCAGGGGGCAGAGGUUAAUGCUGUGGACCAUUCUGGACGCUCUGCUCUUAUGGUGGCCGCUGAGUGUGGACACAACGUGGCUGUUGAGCUCUUGCUGCACCAGGCUAAGCCAGACCUGAACCUGCUGGAUGCCAAUGAUAACACCGCCCUUCACUUAGCUUGCAGCAAGGGUCAUGAGAUGUGCGCCCUGCUGAUCCUUGGAGAAAUCAGUGACUCUUCCCUCAUAAAUGCAGCAAACAGCGCACUCCAAAUGCCUCUUCACAUUGCAGCAAGGAAUGGCCUGGCGACUGUAGUGCAGGUACUGCUCAGCAGAGGAGCAGCUGUAAUGGCCGUAGAUGAGAAGGGCCACACACCAGCCUUGGCCUGUGCCCCUAACAAGAAUGUGGCUGACUGUCUGGCCUUGAUCCUCUCUACUAUGAAGCCUUUCCCUCCCAGAGAAGCCAGUACUGUCACAACCUCCCACUUGAACCCUAUACUUAAGCAGCGGGGCAUGGCUGUCACCUGCGGGUCCUUGGCCAAUGGCAAGCUAGGCCAUACCUACGUGAAGGAUUGCCAAAACACAGUUGGUGUGCAUGGAUGUCUGACUGAGUGAAAUCCCAUCCCAGUGUAGCUCUAAACGAUUUAGGCAGAGCAUCUAAUCGUUCUCGUACACUUCCUGUCGGGCAUCGAUGGAACCAGAAUUGGAAAAACCAAAAGUCAUUUCACUUAAUGAUUCCCAUAAUCAGUUCCCAGGUUUGUGGGUUUGUUGUUGUUCUUCCUGUUUGCAUCGGGAUGUACAAGACGUCAUGCUUGGGACUGUGGCAAGAAACCGCUCUAGUGUGAUUCAGUUCGUUUGAACAGAUAAUGCCUUAUUUUGUCCUCAAACUACCCUCUUUGAAUAGUGACUAAGUUCCCAACAGGGACUUCUGAGCAAAUGUUGAAUUUUGUAAAAGCUCGGGCAGAAGACAAGGAUCUUGACCAAACAUUAAGCAGCAGAAGAAUAUAAAGCCUCUUUCACACAGAGUUCCACAUAUAUUACUUGGAUAACCUGUCAGGCACUGCUAGUGGUUUUCACUAUUCACACAUGCAGCUACUUUCAGGAACAUUUCUGUCUUGCGCCUUUUCACACAUGUGAUGGCAAUGCUGGAAUAGAUGGGUCAAGGGACAGCCCAGCAGAUGGCGUUAAGACAACUGUUCUGGAUGCCAACCGCCAUGAAUUUCAACAGAAGAAGAAAAAGAUGGGACAAGGCCAGAUGUACAUAUUAUUUUCAGCAACAUGGUGGGCGAGGAGCUGUUCGUGUCCGGUUUCCUGUCCAAUUUCCAGCCAUUCAAAAAAUAAUUCGUAUUGCAGUUAUCAAAUCACCUGCGAGGCAAAGCAACCAUAAACAAAGUUGCGGAUUCAAAUAAGUUAUCAUUGGAGUCUUGUGAUUGGUUUGAUUGGUUUCUCCACGUGAAAAUGUCUUGGUCAGAAGGAUGUAACCUUUAACAUGCCCUUCCCUGCAAUGUUACUGCUUCUGUUCACAACACAGCCUUACCGGCAUUUUCCCUGAAAUGUUACCAGGCCUUUAGGCAGGAAAUUGGCGGUACACAUUGAUCCCUGCUCCCAGCCACACACGACCCCAUGCAGGAAGUGUUCCUGAACAUUUCAGCAAGGGACAGCACGUGUGUAUUAUUUUUUUGAUUAUCAAUGCACACUGGAUGACAUUGUGAACUUGAGCUUUCUUGAUAAUCACAGAAAAACGCAACAAAAGUGUGGAAGUGCUGAGGAGCAAAACCACUAAAGUGAAUCUGAAUUGGACAUGCACGUGCAGUGGACUUUUUAUCGCUCUGUGAAAAGUUUGCUCCAUUUUGGGAAUUGACAAAGGGAAUCAUUAGGAAUCAAAGCAAUAAGAGGGAGCCGUUAUUCAUCAGCAUUACAAAGAUCAAAUCAAUUCCCAACUCUGCAUACAGCCAAGGGCAAGUAUGUGUGUGCACGUAUGCACCUGUAUGUGUGUUGGAGUGCGUUUCUGCAUAUAGGCAUUGCUUCCUUGUCUCAUUACUUGUAAAUAUAACAGGUGCUGUAAAACUUUAAUUCUAUUGAGAUAACUCUAUUUUGUCCUGAAUUAUUAUCAUGACCUUGAAAACUUACACUACGUUGUAGUUUUGUUGAAAUAAUAGAUAACUUUUACUUGUACAAAAAAAUCUAAGCUUGCAAAUCCCAAAUGACUGAGAAUUUUUCUCAGGUGGCACAAAUUAUGGCUUCUGUGUGUACUGUACUGUAGUCGCAAUAUAAAGCACAUCUUGAGCUGGACCUCACUCAAAAAAAAAAAAAAAAAAAAAGGAAUAUAUAACUGAAGAAGUAAAGCGAGGAGGAGGAGGAGAGGAAAUGUAAA